Molecule: messenger RNA, 2253 nt
Organism: Dichomitus squalens LYAD-421 SS1
Lineage: Eukaryota; Fungi; Basidiomycota; Agaricomycetes; Polyporales; Polyporaceae
Exons: 5
Coding region: 1-2253 (750 amino acids)
Molecular function (GO): protein binding
Source: RefSeq, a predicted model, not a curated record
AUGCCCUCGCUGGACUCUCUCCCUGCAGAGCUCUUGCUCCGCAUCGUCGCAUUCCUCCCUGUGCAAACGCUACGCAGCCUCCGGCUCGCGUCGCGCGGCUGGGACGCAUUUUGUCGCGAGCACGAGUCGACGAUCUACCACCACGCCGCGCUGCUGCACAAUUUUGUCGAUUCGAUCAACACCGUUCUCUCGGAUGCGAAGAGCGCGCACCAGAGGUUGAAGUUUCUCCAGGAUGCGCCGAACUGGUACCAUUAUUGCCGGAUGUACUUCGAGCUGCAGCGAAACUGGCUCGGGGUGAGGGACGCGCGCACAAAGUUCUACGGCCGCCACCCGUACGACGUGCACCGGCUAAAGGUGGACGAAGAACAAGGUAUCCUGAUCACGACGCACGAGUUCGGCGGACUGACUGUCUUCGAUCUCGACACGACGGAGGUCCUAUGGAGACUCGACGCGUCGUACGUGCGCCGGCACGCACACUGCGAGUACGAGAACGGGUUCCUCAUCUUCGAUCGCCUCGGCGCCGCCAAAGAAGUCUGGCGACUCGCGUCUCUCUGGCCCGCCACCGAGUCUACGUCCACCCUCCCACGCGUUACCAGACCCACCGACUCCCAGCUCCAAGCCUCGGCCGCGGCGGCGCAUGCGUACGCUCCUGUUCCCGGCUUAGAUUCACCUCCCAAUGAGGUCCCCAAAGGCCACUUCCGCCCUUGGGCGCUGAUUGAAACGGCCGAAUUUGGGCGGGCGUACCGGUUUGUGUACCCGUGCUUGCUUGUAUGUGGCCUGCGGCGUGCGUUUGUGUGGAACGUCGUGACAACGAGGCUCGAGCGGGAGUUCGACAACGUUCAAGGCAACGCGGGCGAGGGCGACAUCAACUACGUCGAGCUCUCGGCGGACCACGUUUUCGUGUGCUCGACGUCGGCGUUGAGGAUUUUCGACAGGAGCAACGGGAAUAUGUUAUUGGAGAUCCCCAGCUACCAAUUUGUGUAUUCGGAUGUUAGAAUCGCGGUGCAGUUCGACCCUGCGGUUGCGAGACAGAAGGUCGCCGGUCCCGGAGAGGCGGUCAGGCUUCCCUGUGAGCCGACGGUGAGCAUGGCGUUGUAUACGGCGAGCUAUGCGGAGUUUUCGUCUGGUGAGUGCUCUCUGCGGUCCUAUUGGUGCGGCCACAGCGCAUCGUAUGGGCAGGACAUUCUUCACAUGCUGUUUGAGUUCGAGGGCUGCCAGCCGAGGGAUCGAACUCGGCUAACCCACCACUGCCUCACAGUGCACGUUGCGAACGACGGGAAGGACCUCGCUGCACAUCUCAGCGACAGCCGGGUCUUCGUCAUCCGCGACUUCAUGCGCGUCGUUCGCGGCGAGAUACCGCUACAGACUGCGGCGCUCGAAAGCGGAAAGACGAUCCCGCGCCUCGGCGGCACAGACGAACACUUCUCCAUAUACCUCGCCUCGGAUCAUGGUCGCCUGGGUCUUGUCACCACAUCUGGGGUGUACGCCGCGACGCUCGACCCCUUGAAGCACGGGCUGAUAGACGAGGACCUCGUGCUGACAGGCCGCAGACGCGUGCACGGUAUACCGCAGUCCGCGAUCGACGCGGGGAUCUCGUUCCCGUAUAUGACUUUCGUCUCCCUCCCGUUCUACCACGACCGGCGGCAACUGGCGAAGGUGACGUGCAUGCAAAUGACGGAGACGAAGCUGUUCUUCGUGUGGGAUGCAAUGUACAAGCCCGAUAACAUCGACUUCUUCAGGCGGCUUGGGAUGAUUGGCGGAAACACGCCGUCAGGCGACGAACACGAGCGUGAGGAUGACGAGGGGCUGCUCGCGGGCGCCAACAUAACUGUGGAUGCUGCGACGCAGGUAGAUGCGGGAUGGGAUGUGGAAGACGGGGUUGCGGAAGAGACUAAUCAGGUUGUCGUGGCUUCCGGGAGUGGGUCACAGGUUGAAGACAUUCUGACUGAGACCCCUGGCGCUGGACCUUUGGCUGUUACAUUGAAUGCUGCCGAUGAAGAUGAAGGAGUGGAGUACAUGGAUGCAGAGGAAGGGGAAGAGGUACAGGAAGAGCAGGGAGGACACUGGCAAGAGGACUCGGACGACAAUAGCGCUGGUAGCCACGGUGGGGUUGAUUCGGACUCGGAGUCGGAAGACGACUGGCCCAACGUACCACAUGGCGGGUACCGAGCGCACAAUCGCAUUGCGCGUGAUCAUCGCUUCGCUUCAAUAGGCCCCAUCGUAUUUUGUAUCGACUUCAGCCCAACGGGCUAG